Molecule: messenger RNA, 14344 nt
Organism: Hemibagrus wyckioides
Lineage: Eukaryota; Metazoa; Chordata; Actinopteri; Siluriformes; Bagridae
Exons: 74
Coding region: 191-14050 (4619 amino acids)
Molecular function (GO): protein binding
Source: RefSeq, a predicted model, not a curated record
AGAGAGAGAGUCUCCUCCAUGUUGUAGGUGAAACUCCUCCUUUUCUUCUCUUCAUAUCAGUUAGAAGUGAAAGUGAAAGUCAGCAGGUUGUUUUAGUGAAGAGUAAAAACAUGAAGUUCUUUGUGGAAUAAAAUCACAGACAAAGCUGCACUAAUUCUAAGAGACAGCAGACAUUAGACCUUCUGAAAUAAUGUGGGGGGAGUGUGAGGAUCUCAGAACAUCUGAAAUGAUUCAUCAAGAGGAGCAGCACAAGAUACAGAGUCAAACUAAGGAAAGGCCAAUCUCACCUGUGUCCAGCUGUGUGUCCUAUAAGAGUGAUCACUCACUGCCAGAGCCUCCCAACUUUAAAGAUGGAACAUCCUCUGAGGAAAGAACCCAAAAACAGAACCUUAAAUCCAUCAACACAAAAUGGAUGGAGUCCAUAUUCAAGGAGCUGGAGCACAAAGUCAUCACACUGUUGAAGAAUGAGCUGAACAGGUUCAAGAAGCUACUUAAUGCUGAUUACCCAGCAUGCUCUGAGAGGGGGGAGGAGGAGGUGGAGGAAGAGGAUCUGCACUGUGUUAGAGAGGGUGUGCUGAAGAUCACACUGUACAUCCUGAAGAACAUGAAGCAGAAAGAUCUCGCUCACACCCUGCAGAUCAAGAUGGCCUCUGUGUAUCAGAGAAAGCUCAAAUCUGGACUUCUAAAUAAAUGUAAAAGAAUUAAUGAAGGAAUCUCACAGCAUGGGACAUCUACACUUCUGAAUCAGAUCUACACAGAGCUCUACGUCACAGAGAGUUGGAGUGGAGACGUCAAUAAUGAACAUGAAGUGAGACAGAUUGAGACAGCGUCCAGGAGACCAGCCACAGAGGAGACACCCAUCAAAUGUAAUGAGCUCUUUAAAGACAAGUCCAUCAGAAGUGUGCUGACUAAAGGAGUAGCUGGAAUUGGAAAAACAGUCUCUGUGCAGAAGUUUAUUCUGGAUUGGACUGAAGGAAAAGCAAAUCAGAACAUCCUCUUCCUGUUUCCACUUCCCUUUAGAGAACUGAAUUUGGUGAAGCAGGAAAACUUCAGUCUGAUGAGCCUUAUUCAUCAGUUUUUCCCAGAAAUUAAGGACCUGGAAGUAAUAGACAGUAAUGUCUACAAAGUCCUGUUCAUCUUUGAUGGUCUGGAUGAGUGUCGACUUCCUCUAAAUUUCCAGAACAAUGAGAUGUUGAGUGAUGUGACAGAGUCAGUCUCACUGGAUGUUCUGCUAACAAACCUCAUCAAGGGGAAUCUGCUUCCCUCUGCUCUCCUCUGGAUAACCACUCGACCAGGAGCAGCCAAUCAGAUCCCUCCUGAGUGUGUACACCAAGUAACAGAGGUACGAGGGUUCAGUGAUCCUCAGAAAGAGGAGUACUUCAGGAAGAGGCUCAGUGAUGAGAUCCUGGCCAAUAAAAUCAUCACACACAUGAAGUCUUCAAGAAGCCUCUACAUCAUGUGCCACAUCCCAGUCUUCUGCUGGAUUUCAGCUACUGUUCUAGAGAGAAUGUUGGGUGAAGCAGAGAGUGGAGAGAUCCCCAAGACUCUGACUCAAAUGUUCACACACUUCCUGAUCUUUCAGAUCAAACACAAGGAGCAAAAGUACAGUCAGAAAUAUGACCCUGAUCCUCAGGAGACCAGAGAGAGUGUCCUGGCUUUGGGAAAACUGGCUUUCCAACAGCUGGAUAAAGGAAACCUGAUGUUCUAUGAGGAAGACCUGAGAGAGUGUGGCAUUGAUGUUAGAGAAGUGGCAGUGUACUCAGGAGUGUGUACCCAGAUCUUCAGAACAGAGUCUGGACUCCACCUGGGGAAGAUGUUCAGCUUUGUACAUCUGAGUGUUCAGGAGUUUUUGGCUGCAUUAUAUGCGUUUCUCUGCUUCAUUGACAAAAAACAAACAAAAGAACAAACCACUGAUCUGUCUGGUCUUUUCAACACAUCAGAAAUGUCUAAGUUCCUCAAGGGUGCAGUGGACCAGGCCUUACAGAGUGACAAUGGACACUUAGAUCUUUUCCUCCGUUUUCUUCUGGGCCUCUCAGUGGAGUCUAAUCAGAAGCUCAUUCGAGGUCUACUGACACACACAGGAAGCAGCUCUGACUGCCGAAAGGACAUAGUUGGGUACAUCAAGUUAAAGUUUGAACAAAAUCCAUCUCCAGAGAGAUUAAUCAAUCUGUUCUACUGUCUGAACGAGUUAAAUGAUGAUUCACUGGUGAAAGAGAUCCAGAGCUACAUGAACUCAGGUCGUCUCUCUGAAGCUGAACUCUCACCUGCUCAGUGGUCUGCUCUGGUCUUUGUGUUGCUGACCUCAGAGGAGGAUCUGGAAGUGUUUGACCUACAGAAGUUUAUAAGAUCAGAUGAAUGCUUUAAGAGACUGUUACCAGUCGUCCAGCAAGCUACAACAGUUCUUCUCAGUGAGUGUAACCUGACAGAGAGAAGCUGCUGGGCUUUACACACAGUUCUCAGCUCAGAAUCCUCCAAGCUGACUGAGGUGGAUCUGAGCAGUAAUCCUCUGGAGGACUCAGGAGUGAAGCUGCUUUGUGCUGGACUGAAGAGUCCAAACUGUGAACUGGAGAAACUCAGACUUUCAGACUGCAGUAUAACAGAGGAAGGAUACACUGCUCUGGCUGAAGCUCUGAAAUCAUCUCACCUGAUAGAGCUGGAUCUCAGAGGGAACGACCCUGGAGCAUCAGGAGUGAAGCUGCUCACUGAUUUACUACAGGAUCCAGACUGUACACUGAACACACUGAGUCUGUUAAGUCCUGAGGCAGAGGAAGCCUGUUCUGCUUUAACUGAAGUUCUGGGUACAAACCCCUUACUGCAGAGAGAACUGGAUCUGAGUGGGAAAAUAUCUGGAGACUCAGGAGUGAAGCAGCUCUCUGAUCUACUGAAGGAUCCACACUGCAGACCUCAGAGACUCAGGCUGAAUAAGAGCAGUAUUACACACAGAGGCUGUACUGAUCUGAUAUCAGCUCUUACUUCAAACCCUUCACACCUGACAGAACUGGACCUGAGUGAGAACACACUGGGAAAUUCAGGAGCGAUUCAGAUCUCUACUCUACUAAAGAAUUCAUCCUGUAGACUCCAGAAGCUUCUACUUUCAGACUGUAAUAUUAAAGAGGAAGGAUACACUGCUCUGGCUGAAGCUCUGAAAUCAAACCCUUCAUCACACCUGAUAGAGCUGGACCUCAGAGGGAACGAUCCUGGAGAAUCAGGAAUGAAGGAACUCAGGAAUUUAAUAAAUGAUCCAAAAUGUAAACUGAAGACACUGAGGGUGUUGAAAAGUCCUGAUGCACAGAAAGCUUCUGAUCAUCUGACUGAAGUUCUGGGUAUAAACCCGAUACUGCAGACGGAUCUGAAUCUGAGUGGGAAAAUAAAAGGAGACUCAGGAGUAGAGCAGCUCUCUGUUUUACUGAAGGAUCUACUGAAGGAUCCACACUGCAGACCUGAAACACUUCAGCUCAGUGAGUGUAAUCUGACAGAGAAAGGAUGUUCAGCUCUGCUCACAGCUCUCAGAUCAGAACACUCCACCGUGAAGGAGCUGAAUCUGAGUAAGAACAGGAUUCAGGAUUCAGGAGUGAAGCUGCUCUCUGAGGAACUGAAGAAUAAACUCUGUAAACUGGAGACUCUGAGACUUUCAGACUGCAGUAUAACAGAGGAAGGAUACACUGCUCUGGCUGAAGCUCUGAAAUCAUCUCACCUGAUAGAGCUGGAUCUCAGAGGGAACGACCCUGGAGCAUCAGGAGUGAAGCUGCUCACUGAUUUACUACAGGAUCCAGACUGUACACUGAAGACACUGAGUCUGUUAAGUCCUGAGGCAGAGGAAGCCUGUUCUGCUUUAACUGAAGUUCUGGGUACAAACCCGGUACUGCAGAGAGAACUGGAUCUGAGUGGGAAAAUAUCUGGAGACUCAGGAGUGAAGCAGCUCUCUGUUCUACUGAAGGAUCCACACUGCAGACCUCAGAGACUCAGGCUGAAUAAGAGCAGUAUUACACACAGAGGCUGUACUGAUCUGAUAUCAGCUCUUACUUCAAACCCUUCACACCUGAUAGAACUGGACCUGAGUGAGAACACACUGGGAAAUUCAGGAGGGAUUCAGAUCUCUACUCUACUAAAGAAUUCAUCCUGUAAACUCCAGAAGCUUCUACUUUCAGACUGUAAUAUUAAAGAGGAAGGAUACACUGCUCUGGCUGAAGCUCUGAAAUCAAACCCUUCAUCAGACCUCAUAGAGCUGGACCUCAGAGGAAAUGAUCCUGAAGAUUCAGGAAUGAAGGAACUCAGGAAUAUUAUAAAUGAUACAAAAUGUAAAUUGAAGACACUCUGGGUGUUGAAAAGUCCUGAUGCACAGAAAGCUUCUGAUCAUCUGACUGAAGUUCUGGGUAUAAACCCGAUACUGCAGACGGAUCUGAAUCUGAGUGGGAAAAUAAAAGGAGACUCAGGAGUAGAGCAGCUCUCUGUUUUACUGAAGGAUCUACUGAAGGAUCCACACUGCAGACCUGAAACACUUCAGCUCAGUGAGUGUAAUCUGACAGAGAAAGGAUGUUCAGCUCUGCUCACAGCUCUCAGAUCAGAACACUCCACCCUGAAGGAGCUGAAUCUGAGUAAGAACAGGAUUCAGGAUUCAGGAGUGAAGCUGCUCUCUGAGGAACUGAAGAAUAAACUCUGUAAACUGGACACUCUGAGUCUCAGUGAGUGUAACCUGACAGAGAGAAGCUGCUCGGCUUUACACACAGUUCUCAGCUCAGAAUCCUCCAAGCUGACUGAGGUGGAUCUGAGCAGUAAUCCUCUGGAGGACUCAGGAGUGAAGCUGCUUUGUGCUGGACUGAAGAGUCCAAACUGUGAACUGGAGAAACUCAGUCUUUCAGACUGCAGUAUAACAGAGGAAGGAUACACUGCUCUGGCUGAAGCUCUGAAAUCAUCUCACCUGAUAGAGCUGGAUCUCAGAGGGAAUGACCCUGGAGCAUCAGGAGUGAAGCUGCUCACUGAUUUACUACAGGAUCCAGACUGUAAACUGAACACACUGAGUCUGUUGAAAAGUGCUGAGGCAGAGGAAACCUGUGCUUCUUUAACUGAAGUUCUGGGUAGAAACCCUUUACUGCAGAGAGAACUGGAUCUGAGUGGGAAAAUAUCUGGAGACUCAGGAGUGAAGCAGCUGUCUGCUUUACUGAAGGAUCCACACUGCAGACCUGAAACACUCAGACUUGUUGAAUGUGGUCUUACGGCAGGAAGCUGUAUAACUGUGGUUGAAGUUCUCAGCUCACAUCCCUGCUUUAUAACUGAGUUGGACCUGAGUAACAACGACCUACAGAAUACAGGUGUCAUGGAAAUAUCUGAAGAACUGAAGAUUCCACACUCUGAUCUGAAAAUAUUAAGGCUUUCAGACUGCAGUAUAACAGAGGAAGGAUACACUGCUCUGGCCAAAGCUCUGAAAUCAAAUCCAACAUCUCAGCUGAUAGAGCUGGAUCUUAAAGGGAACGAUCCUGGAGCAUCAGGAGUGAAGCAGCUCAUGGAUUUCAUGAAUGAUCCAAAACGUAAACUGAAGACACUGAGGUUGUUGAAAAUCUCUGCUGCACAGGAGGCCUGUACUUGGCUAAAUUCAGUUGUAGGUAAAAACUCUUUACUAAUAAAAGAGCUGGAUCUGAGCAGGAAGAGAACAGGAGACUCAGGAGUGGAGAAGCUCUCAGCUCUGAUGAAAGACUCACACUGUAAAUUACAGAAAAUAAAUCUCAGUGAGUGUAACCUGACAGAGAGAAGCUGCUGGGCUUUACACACAGUUCUCAGCUCAGAAUCCUCCAAGCUGACUGAGGUGGAUCUGAGCAGUAAUCCUCUGGAGGACUCAGGAGUGAAGCUGCUUUGUGCUGGACUGAAGAGUCCAAACUGUAAACUGGAGAAACUCAGUCUUUCAGACUGCAGUAUAACAGAGGAAGGAUACACUGCUCUGGCUGAAGCUCUGAAAUCAUCUCACCUGAUAGAGCUGGAUCUCAGAGGGAACGACCCUGGAGCAUCAGGAGUGAAGCUGCUCACUGAUUUACUACAGGAUCCAGACUGUACACUGAAGACACUGAGGUUGUUGAAAAGUUCUGCUGCACAGAAAGGCUGUGAUUUACUUUCUAGAGUUCUGGGAGUGAACCCCUUACUACAGAGAGAACUCAAUGUGAGUGAGAAAAUAUCUGGAGACUCCCAGGUGAAGCAGCUCUCUGCUCUACUGGAGGAUUCACACUGCAGACCAGAGAUACUCAAGGUAAAUAACAGCAGGAUGACAAAUGAAGGUUGUGCUGCUCUGGGAUCAGCUCUGGGUUUAAACCCCUCACACCUGAGAGAACUGGAGCUGAGUGGGAAUAAACUGGGAGGAUCAGGAAUGAAGGAGCUCUGUGGUGUGCUGAAGAAUCAACAAUUCAAACUGCUGAAACUGGGGUUGUGUAAGUGCAGUCUCUCUGAAGAUGACUGUGCUGCUGUUGUAUCAGCUCUGAGAACAAACCCUUCAUACCUCAAGGAGCUGGACCUGAGUCACAAUACAACUGGAGACACAGGAAUGAAGCAGAUCUCUGAUCUACUGCAGAACUCAAACUGCACUUUGAAACGACUGAAACUAAAUAACUGUAGACUUACACAAACACUGUGUGCUGACCUGGCUAAAGCUCUGGAAUUAAACUCUCAUCUGAUAGAGCUGGACAUCAGAGGAAACCUCCCUGAAUCAGGACAGAGCUUUUUCAGUUUUUUUCAGAGGAAAUCAUACAGUGAACUGUUUGUGAGGAAUUUAAAAACUCCUGAAGCAGAAGAGGCCUGUGCUUCUCUGACUAAAGUUCUGGGUACAAACCCUUUACUGCAGAGAGAACUGGAUCUGAGUGGGAAAAUAUCUGGAGACUCAGGAGUGAAGCAGCUCUCUGAUCUACUGAAGGAUCCACACUGCAGACCUCAGAGACUCAGGCUGAAUAAGAGCAGUAUUACACACAGAGGCUGUACUGAUCUGAUAUCAGCUCUUACUUCAAACCCUUCACACCUGACAGAACUGGACCUGAGUGAGAACACACUGGGAAAUUCAGGAGCGAUUCAGAUCUCUAUGCUACUAAAGAAUUCAUCCUGUAAACUCCAGAAGCUUCUACUUUCAGACUGUAAUAUAACAGAGGAAGGAUACACUGCUCUGAUUAAAGCUCUGAAGUCGAACCACUCAUCACUCCUGACAGAGCUGGACCUCAGAGGGAACGACCCUGGAGCAUCUGGACUGAAGGAGCUUAGGAAUCUGAUGAAUGAUAAAAAAUGUAAACUGAAGACACUGAGGGUGUUGAAAAGUCCUGAUGCACAGAAAGCUUCUGAUCAUCUGACUGAAGUUCUGGGUAUAAACCCGAUACUGCAGACGGAUCUGAAUCUGAGUGGGAAAAUAAAAGGAGACUCAGGAGUAGAGCAGCUCUCUGUUUUACUGAAGGAUCUACUGAAGGAUCCACACUGCAGACCUGAAACACUUCAGCUCAGUGAGUGUAAUCUGACAGAGAAAGGAUGUUCAGCUCUGCUCACAGCUCUCAGAUCAGAACACUCCACCCUGAAGGAGCUGAAUCUGAGUAAGAACAGGAUUCAGGAUUCAGGAGUGAAGCUGCUCUCUGAGGAACUGAAGAAUAAACUCUGUAAACUGGAGACUCUGAGUCUAAUGGACAAUAAUAUCAGAGAGGAAGGAUACACUGCUCUGGCUGAAGCUCUGAAAUCAUCUCACCUGAUAGAGCUGGAUCUCAGAGGGAACGACCCUGGAGCAUCAGGAGUGAAGCUGCUCACUGAUUUACUACAGGAUCCAGACUGUACACUGAACACACUGAGGUUGUUGAAAAGUUCUGCUGCACAGAAAGGCUGUGAUUUACUUUCUAGAGUUCUGGGAGUGAACCCCUUACUACAGAGAGAACUCAAUGUGAGUGAGAAAAUAUCUGGAGACUCCCAGGUGAAGCAGCUCUCUGCUCUACUGGAGGAUUCACACUGCAGACCAGAGAUACUCAAGGUAAAUAACAGCAGGAUGACAAAUGAAGGUUGUGCUGCUCUGGGAUCAGCUCUGGGUUUAAACCCCUCACACCUGAGAGAACUGGAGCUGAGUGGGAAUAAACUGGGAGGAUCAGGAAUGAAGGAGCUCUGUGGUGUGCUGAAGAAUCAACAAUUCAAACUGCUGAAACUGGGGUUGUGUAAUUGCAGUCUCACUGAAGAUGACUGUACUGCUGUUGUAUCAGCUUUGGGAACAAACCCCUCACACCUCAUGGAGCUGGACCUGAGUGACAAUAUAAUUAGAGACACAGGAGUGAAGCAGCUCUCUGAUCUACUGAAGGAUCCACAGUGUAGAACUGAGAAACUCAGGCUGAAUAAGAGCAGUAUUACACACAGAGGCUGUACUGAUCUGAUAUCAGCUCUUACUUCAAACCCUUCACACCUGACAGAACUGGACCUGAGUGAGAACACACUGGGAAAUUCAGGAGGGAUUCAGAUCUCUACUCUACUAAAGAAUUCAUCCUGUAGACUCCAGAAGCUUCUACUUUCAGACUGCAGUGUAACACGGGAAGGAUACACUGCUCUGGUUAAAGCUCUGAAUUCAAACCCCUCAUCACCCCUGAUGGAGCUGGAUCUCAGAGGGAAUGACCCUGGAACAUCAGGACUGAAGGAACUCAGGAAUUUAAUGAAUGACCCAAAGUGUAAACUUAAGACACUCUGGGUGUUGAAAAGUCCUGAUGCACAGAAAGCUUCUGAUCAUCUGACUGAAGUUCUGGGUAUAAACCCGAUACUGCAGACGGAUCUGAAUCUGAGUGGGAAAAUAAAAGGAGACUCAGGAGUAGAGCAGCUCUCUGUUUUACUGAAGGAUCUACUGAAGGAUCCACACUGCAGACCUGAAACACUUCAGCUCAGUGAGUGUAAUCUGACAGAGAAAGGAUGUUCAGCUCUGCUCACAGCUCUCAGAUCAGAACACUCCACCCUGAAGGAGCUGAAUCUGAGUAAGAACAGGAUUCAGGAUUCAGGAGUGAAGCUGCUCUCUGAGGAACUGAAGAAUAAACUCUGUAAACUGGAGACUCUGAGACUUUCAGACUGCAGUAUAACAGAGGAAGGAUACACUGCUCUGGCUGAAGCUCUGAAAUCAUCUCACCUGAUAGAGCUGGAUCUCAGAGGGAACGACCCUGGAGCAUCAGGAGUGAAGCUGCUCACUGAUUUACUACAGGAUCCAGAUUGUAAACUGAAGACACUGAGGUUGUUGAAAAGUCCUGAUGCAGAGGAAGCCUACACUGAAAUGUUCAGUAAAAACCCCUUACUGCACACGGAGCUGGAUCUGAACAACAAAACACCUGAAGACGUCAAAGUGAAGCAGCUUUCAGCUCUGCUGCAGGAUCCACAUUACAGACUGCAGAAACUUAGGUUGUAUAAAGGAGACAGUAUUACAGAUGAAGACUGUUCACAUGUGAUUUCUGCUCUGGUUUUAAACCCUUCACACCUGAGAGAUCUGAAUCUGAACUGGAAUAAACCAGGAGAGUCUGGACUGAGAAAUCUGUGUGAUUUCCUGAAGAAUCCUGAAUGUAAACUGCAGACACUAAAACUAUGUAAGAGUGUAAGAGGGAAAUCCUGUGCUGAUUUGUCUUCAGCUCUCUGUACAAAUCCAUCACACAUCAGAGAGCUGGAUCUGAGAGAGUGUGAACUGGGAGACUCAGGAGUGGAGAAGCUCUGUGAUCUACUGAAGAAACACGAGUGUAAACUGGAGAAACUGCGACUUUCAGACUGUAAUAUAACAGAGAAAGGAUACACUGCUCUGAUUAAAGCUCUGAACUCAAACCGCUCAUCACUGAUAGAGCUGGACCUCAGAGGGAACGACCCUGGAGCAUCAGGACUGAAGAAGCUUAGGAAUCUGAUGAAUGAGAAAAAAUGUAAACUGAAACUGAGGGUGUUGAAAAGUCCUGAUGCACAGAAAGCUUCUGAUCAUCUGACUGAAGUUCUGGGUAUAAACCCGAUACUGCAGACGGAUCUGAAUCUGAGUGGGAAAAUAAAAGGAGACUCAGGAGUAGAGCAGCUCUCUGUUUUACUGAAGGAUCCACACUGCAGACCUGAAACACUUCAGCUCAGUGAGUGUAAUCUGACAGAGAAAGGAUGUUCAGCUCUGCUCACAGCUCUCAGAUCAGAACACUCCACCCUGAAGGAGCUGAAUCUGAGUAAGAACAGGAUUCAGGAUUCAGGAGUGAAGCUGCUCUCUGAGGAACUGAAGAAUAAACUCUGUAAACUAGAGACUCUGAGGUUGUGUAAUUGCAGUCUCUCUGAAGAUGACUGUACUGCUGUUGUAUCAGCUCUAAGAACAAAUCCCUCACACCUCAAGGAGCUGGACCUGAGUCACAAUACAACUGGAGACACAGGAAUGAAGCAGAUCUCUGAUCUACUGCAGAACUCAAACUGCACUCUGGAGACACUGAGACUAAAUAACUGUAGUCUCACACAAACACAAUGUGGUGAUCUGGCUAAAGCUCUGGAAUCAAACUCCUCAUCAUCUCUGAUAGAGCUGGAGCUCAGAGGAAACAACAGGAUGUCAGACUGGAACAUUUUUAGAUAUUUUCUAGAGAAUUCAGACUCUAAAUUGAUUGUGAGAAUUUUGAGUCCUGAAGCAGAAGAGGCCUGUGAUUAUCUGACUAAAGUUCUGGGUUCAAACCCCUUACUGCAGAGAGAACUGGAUCUGAGUGGGAAAAUAUCUGGAGACUCAGGAGUGAAGCAGCUCUCUGUUCUACUGAAGGAUCCACAGUGUAGAACUGAGAAACUCAGGCUGAAUAAGAGCAGUAUUACACACAGAGGCUGUACUGAUCUGAUAUCAGCUCUUACUUCAAACCCUUCACACCUGACAGAACUGGACCUGAGUGAGAACACACUGGGAAAUUCAGGAGGGAUUCAGAUCUCUACUCUACUAAAGAAUUCAUCCUGUAGACUCCAGAAGCUUCUACUUUCAGACUGUAAUAUAACAGAGAAAGGAUACACUGCUCUGAUUAAAGCUCUGAAGUCGAACCACUCAUCACUCCUGACAGAGCUGGACCUCAGAGGGAACGACCCUGGAGCAUCUGGACUGAAGGAGCUUAGGAAUCUGAUGAAUGAUAAAAAAUGUAAACUGAAGACACUGAGGGUGUUGAAAAGUCCUGAUGCACAGAAAGCUUCUGAUCAUCUGACUGAAGUUCUGGGUAUAAACCCGAUACUGCAGACGGAUCUGAAUCUGAGUGGGAAAAUAAAAGGAGACUCAGGAGUAGAGCAGCUCUCUGUUUUACUGAAGGAUCUACUGAAGGAUCCACACUGCAGACCUGAAACACUUCAGCUCAGUGAGUGUAAUCUGACAGAGAAAGGAUGUUCAGCUCUGCUCACAGCUCUCAGAUCAGAACACUCCACCCUGAAGGAGCUGAAUCUGAGUAAGAACAGGAUUCAGGAUUCAGGAGUGAAGCUGCUCUCUGAGGAACUGAAGAAUAAACUCUGUAAACUGGACACUCUGAGUCUAAUGGACAAUAAUAUCAAAGAGGAAGGAUACACUGCUCUGGCUGAAGCUCUGAAAUCAUCUCACCUGAUAGAGCUGGAUCUCAGAGGGAACGACCCUGGAGCAUCAGGAGUGAAGCUGCUCACUGAUUUACUACAGGAUCCAGACUGUACACUGAACACACUGAGGUUGUGGAAAAGUCCUGAUGCAGAGGAAGCCUACACGUGUCUUACUAAAAUGUUCAGUAAAAACCCCUUACUGCACACGGAGCUGGAUCUGAACAACAAAACACCUGAAGACGUCAAAGUGAAGCAGCUUUCAGCUCUGCUGCAGGAUCCACAUUACAGACUGCAGAAACUUAGGUUGUAUAAAGGAGACAGUAUGACAGAUGAAGACUGUUCACAUGUGAUUUCUGCUCUGGUUUUAAACCCUUCACACCUGAGAGAUCUGAAUCUGAACAGGACUAAACCAGGAGAGUCUGGACUGAGAAAUCUGUGUGAUUUCCUGAAGAAUCCUGAAUGUAAACUGCAGACACUAAAACUAUGUAACAGUGUAAGAGGGAAAUCCUGUACUGAUUUGUCUUCAGCUCUCUGUACAAAUCCAUCACACAUCAGAGAGCUGGAUCUGAGUGAGUGUGAACUGGGAGACUCAGGAGUGGAGAAGCUCUGUGAUCUACUGAAGAAACACGAGUGUAAACUGGAGAAACUGCGACUUUCAGACUGUAAUAUAACAGAGAAAGGAUACACUGCUCUGGUUAAAGCUCUGAAGUCAAAGCACUCAUCACUCCUGAUAGAGCUGGACCUCAGAGGGAACGACCCUGGAGCAUCUGGACUGAAGGAGAUUAGGAAUCUGAUGAAUGAUAAAAAAUGUAAACUGAAGACACUGAGGGUGUUGAAAAGUCCUGAUGCACAGAAAGCUUCUGAUCAUCUGACUGAAGUUCUGGGUAUAAACCCGAUACUGCAGACGGAUCUGAAUCUGAGUGGGAAAAUAAAAGGAGACUCAGGAGUAGAGCAGCUCUCUGUUUUACUGAAGGAUCUACUGAAGGAUCCACACUGCAGACCUGAAACACUUCAGCUCAGUGAGUGUAAUCUGACAGAGAAAGGAUGUUCAGCUCUGCUCACAGCUCUCAGAUCAGAACACUCCACCCUGAAGGAGCUGAAUCUGAGUAAGAACAGGAUUCAGGAUUCAGGAGUGAAGCUGCUCUCUGAGGAACUGAAGAAUAAACUCUGUAAACUGGAGACUCUGAGACUUUCAGACUGCAGUAUAACAGAGGAAGGAUACACUGCUCUGGCUGAAGCUCUGAAAUCAUCUCACCUGAUAGAGCUGGAUCUCAGAGGGAACGACCCUGGAGCAUCAGGAGUGAAGCUGCUCACUGAUUUACUACAGGAUCCAGAUUGUAAACUGAAGACACUGAGGUUGUUGAAAAGUCCUGAUGCAGAGGAAGCCUACACUGAAAUGUUCAGUAAAAACCCCUUACUGCACACGGAGCUGGAUCUGAACAACAAAACACCUGAAGAUGUCAAAGUGAAGCAGCUUUCAGCUCUGCUGCAGGAUCCACAUUACAGACUGCAGAAACUUAGGUUGUAUAAAGGAGACAGUAUGACAGAUGAAGACUGUUCACAUGUGUUUUCUGCUCUGGUUUUAAACCCUUCACACCUGAGAGAUCUGAAUCUGAACAGGAAUAAACCAGGAGAGUCUGGACUGAGAAAUCUGUGUGAUUUCCUGAAGAAUCCUGAAUGUAAACUGCAGACACUAAAACUAUGGAGGAGUGUAAGAGGGAAAUCCUGUGCUGAUUUGUCUUCAGCUCUCUGUACAAAUCCAUCACACAUCAGAGAGCUGGAUCUGAGUUGGUGUGAACUGGGAGACUCAGGAGUGGAGAAGCUCUGUGAUCUACUGAAGAAACACGAGUGUAAACUGGAGAAACUGCGACUAUGUAACAGUGUAGGAGAGAAAUCCUGUGCUGAUUUGUCUUCAGCUCUCUGUACAAAUCCAUCACACAUCAGAGAGCUGGAUCUGAGUUGGUGUAAACUGGGAGACUCAGGAGUGGAGAAGCUCUGUGAUCUACUGAAGAAACACGAGUGUAAACUGGAGAAACUGCGACUAUGUAACAGUGUAAGAGGGAAAUCCUGUGCUGAUUUGUCUUCAGCUCUCUGUACAAAUCCAUCACACAUCAGAGAGCUGGAUCUGAGUUACUGUGAACUGGGAGACUCAGGAGUGGAGAAGCUCUGUGAUCUACUGAAGAAACACGAGUGUAAACUGGAGAAACUGCUACUAUGGGACAGUGUAAGAGGGAAAUCCUGUGCUGAUUUGUCUUCAGCUCUCUGUACAAAUCCAUCACACAUCAGAGAGCUGAAUCUGAGUGAGUGUGAACUGGGAGACUCAGGAGUGAAGAAGCUCUGUGAUCUACUGAAGAAACACGAGUGUAAACUGGAGAAACUGCUGUUAAUAAACUGCAGAAUAACAGAUAGAGGCUGUGCUGCUCUGACUGAGGCUCUGAAGAUAAACUCCUCACAUCUGAAAGAGCUGAAUCUGAGUCUGAAUAAACUGAGAAAUUCAGUCAGAGAUCUGGAGGAGAUACUGAAGCGUUCAGGAGGAGAGCUAAUAUAUUAAUAAAUCCACACGCUGAUCCAUUUCUUCACUGGUGAUAACUGACCUGAUAAACAGCUCUCUCUCUGGAAGCUGAGUUCUCUGUACACUAGAAGGAACAAAGACACAGAACAGAGAGGAAGCAGUGUGAAUUCUGAAUCCAGUGAUUUUACAUUAUAAAUUUGGUAUUUUGAAGUUUGAACUUGUUCACUGAACUUCACAGACACAAUGUGAAAUAAAACUAAAUAAUUAAAGAAGACAAACUACUUAAUGUUAAACACAUAAGUGUUAAAUAAAGUGUUAAGUAAAGUGUUUUAA